Molecule: messenger RNA, 2748 nt
Organism: Miscanthus lutarioriparius
Lineage: Eukaryota; Viridiplantae; Streptophyta; Magnoliopsida; Poales; Poaceae
Source: the annotation of a GenBank genome assembly
AUGGACCGGCGUCUUUUGGAAGCAGCCACAUCCGGUGAUGUUCCAUCAGUGAAGCAACUACUGGCUCUUGAUGGCCCGGGCGUGCUGCUCGGGACGACUCCACAAGGAAACACUUGCCUCCACAUCGCCUCCAUCCAGGGCCACGAGGACUUCUGCAAGAAUAUCCUGAUGCUGGACCAUUCUCCGGCUACGGCGCUCCUCUCCACCGUCAACAAAGACGGCGAGACGCCGCUGCUCACCGCAGUGGCAAGGGGCUGCGCUUCUUUAGCUUCUGUUUUACUCAGGUACUGCCGUUACCAACAGCUGAGUGAGAUAAUCCUGAAGCAAGACAAGCACGGAUGCAACGCGCUGCACCACGCCAUCCGCAGAGGACACAGGAUGCUGGCACUCGAGCUGAUAGAGGCAGUGCCUACCUUGUCGAAAGCUAUGGACAGUCGCAACAAGUCACCUCUGUUCAUUGCGGCAGUGAGAAAUUUUACAGAGGUGUUCCACAAAUUGUUGGAGAUUUCAGAUUCUUCUGAUUCUGGAGGAUUUGGCUUCAAUGUUCUCCAUGGUGCUGUCAGAAAUGAAAAUAUAGGUGAGACUUUCGCUCUAUCGUUAGAAGGAUUAUAUAUGGAGAUGCGUCCUAGGCUAGCCAGACAAGAAAGUGAGGAUAAAUAUACUCCAAUGCACCUAGCUGCAUACCAGAACAAGGUCGACGUGCUUACAGUACUGCUGGAACAUGAUCCAUUUUUAGGGUACCUAAUCUCCACAUACGGUUUUCCUCUUCUUUGUAUCGCGGCAUCUAAGGGCCAUGUUGGUGUUGCUCGAGAGCUGCUUAAGCAUUGUCCCGAUGCUCCCUACUGCGAUGCAAAUGGCUUGACAUGUCUUCAUGUAGCUGUAUUAAAUGGUCAGGCAGAGUUUGUAGAAUAUGUCCUGGGAUCUCAGCAGCUUCGCCAUCUUAUAAACAUGGCAGAUAACAGUGGAGAAACUGCUCUGCAUCCAGCACGGAGGAGAGGGCUAACGUGGAUAGCGUCUGUUCUAGGUGACAGAGAAAAAAAUAUUAACAACAACCCCGUCAUUAUUCGGAAGGUUUGCAAACAGUUGAUAGUGUUUUUAUUUGCAAUUAGGCUUCGGGGAUAUAGGAAGCUCGCACUGGAGCUGAUAGAAGCAGAGCCCGCCUUAUCGAAAGCUGUGAACAAAUGUUAUGAGUCACCCAUGUUCAUCGCGGUAACGAGAGAUUAUGGGGACGUCUUGGAGAAGCUGUUGCAGAUUCCUGAUGCGGCUCAUGGAGGAUCCCAUGGGUGCAACGCUCUACAUGCUGCUGUGACAAGUGGUAAUGCAGUUAUGGCUAAAAGGGUUAUGGAGGCACGUACAUGGCUAGUCAGACAAGGAAAUGAAGAAAAGCGUACACCAAUGUACCUGGCCGCAAUUGAGAACAAGAUUGACGUGCUUAGAGUAUUGUUGGAACAUGAUCCGUCUUUGGGUUAUUUCAUCUCCACAGAUGGUGAUGGUGCUCCUCUUCUUUGUAUCGCAGCAUCUGAGGGCAAUGUUGGUGUUGCUCGAGAGCUUCUUAGACAUUGUCCUGAUCCUCCCUACUUCGACGCAAUGGGUUCGACAUGUCUUCACAUAGCUAUAUCAUUUGGUCAGGAAGAUUUUGUGAGCUGUACAUCCUCAGGGGAUGGAACGACCCAUGGAUGUAGCAGUAUCUGGUCAUGUCGCAGAAAUGAGGCACCUGUGUCUGCAUGUUCCGGGCGUGCUUGGAACCACUCCUCAGGGGAACGCAUCGCCGCCAUCCAUGGGCACGAAGUGUUCUGUAAGGAGGUCCAGGCUCUGAACCCGUCACUCCUCACUGCCAUCAACUCGGACGGCGAGACCCCUCUGCUUGCCGCCGUGGCGAGCGGAUGUCUCUCUGUAGCUUCUGUUUUGCUCAGGUGCUGUCGUGAUCAGCAGCUGAGUGGGGCGAUCCUGAAGCAAGACAAGCGUGGAUGCAAUGCGCUGCACCACGCCAUACGCAACGGACACAUGAAGCUCGCGCUGGAGCUGAUGCAAGCAGAGCCUGCCCUGUCGCAUUAUGUGAACCAGUACGGUGAGUCACCCAUGUUCUUCGCGGUGAUGAGGAAAUACGAGGAUGUCUUCGAUAAACUAUUUGAGAUUCGUGAUUCUGCUCAUGGAGGAGCCGAUGGCAUGAAUGCUCUGCAUGCUUCGGUGUGGAACGGUAAUUCAGCCAUCGCUAACAAGAUUAUGGAGGCACGUCCUUGGCUUGCCAGAGAAGAAGACAAGAGUAGCAACACUCCAAUGCAUCUGGCUGUACGUUGGCACAAGAGUGACGUGCUAAGUGUAUUGUUGGAACACGAUCGGUCUUUAGGGUACCAAGUCUCGACAUUAGGUAACCCUCUUCUUGUUUCUGCCGCAUAUCGUGGCCAUGUUGAUGUUGCUCGGGAGCUUCUUAAACAUUGUCCAGAUGCUCCAUGUUACAAUACAAGAGGCUCGACAUGUCUGCACAUAGCUGUACAGUCUCAACAGACGGAGUUCGUAAAGUUUGUGCUGGGUUUGCCACGGCUUCAGAAACUCGUUAACAUGCGAGAUGAAAAUGGAGACACUGCUCUGCAUGUCGCAGUCCAGAAGUGCGAUCCAAAGAUGGUGGCUGCUUUAUUGCUUCACCGAGACAUUGACAUCACAGUGGUUAACAACAAUGGUUGCCCAGUAAACAGGACAUUACCCACCGACCGUGCCAAGACUUUAAACUGGUUGGGAGAACCAAGCUAA